Messenger RNA from Penicillium bovifimosum, 1068 nucleotides. RefSeq names its product STIMATE family protein. The transcript has 2 exons. NCBI's taxonomy places the organism in Eukaryota, Fungi, Ascomycota, Eurotiomycetes, Eurotiales, Aspergillaceae. The record is from RefSeq and is a predicted model, not a curated record. The coding region runs from base 1 to 1068 and encodes 355 amino acids. Gene Ontology annotation, cellular component: membrane.
AUGGACGCAACUGGCUCGUUAGCUUCGUUAGCAACGACCACUCUCAUCGCUGCUACUGGCACCCUCGCCUCCUAUGCUAGCACGGCUCAUCCAACGUCAGACGCAUCCUAUCAAGGAACAUCCUCUUCCAGCCCAGAUCCGGAUCCAAAUGACGAUGGAGGAGAAUGCAAGUUACUAGGUCCGUUUUCUGUGUUUGUGCAAGUUGCCCUCGGCAGUCUCGCAUUAUUAUCUCUUGUCUACAAGAGAUGGAGAGAGCGACCCCAGCGCCCGCUGAAGGUCUGGGCCUUUGACGUCUCGAAACAAGUUUUCGGAUCUGUGAUGCUGCACCUGCUAAAUCUACUCAUGUCAAUGUUUGCUGCGGGCCAACUGGAGAUUCGGCAGUCAUACAAGCCGAAUCCAUGCUCGUUCUACAUGCUGAACUUGGGAAUCGAUACUACACUCGGUAUCCCGAUCCUAAUCCUUCUUUUGCGCGUUCUCAACUACAUCGCAUUCUAUACCCCUCUCGCGAACCCCUCAGAAUCGAUCGAGUCAGGCAACUAUGGCCAGCCCCCACGUGUAACAUGGUGGCUCAAACAGUCUAUCGUAUACUUCAUGGGAUUGCUCGGCAUGAAAGUAUCAGUCUUCUUCAUCAUCCAGCUCUUCCCUUUCAUUGUCAAGGCUGGCGACUGGUCUCUACGAUGGACGGAAGGCAACACCGCUCUUCAGAUCAUUUUUGUUAUGCUUCUUUUCCCGGUCAUCAUGAACGCGAUACAGUAUUACAUCAUCGAUAUCUUCAUCAAAAAGCAAAUCUCGUCGCAAUAUACGGAAGGCGACACGGCUGGAGAUGUCGUGGAACAUGAGGAUUCUUACCAUCGGGAAGCGCUUCUCGAUGGUCUGGACGAAUCAUAUUCAACUGACUCUGACGAUGAAACACCCAGGAAAUCUCCGAGAGUUACCUCCCAGCCGAAGGCUACUGCAGAUGCGCUCCAGGAGUCGGAGAACUUGCUUCCCGAGGAUCAUAACCCUGUUCCUCCAUAUGAACCUCCAAGCUCAAGCAGCAGUCGUGACGGACAUGCAACACAUCACUAA